Batrachochytrium dendrobatidis JAM81 is the source of this 237-nucleotide messenger RNA. RefSeq lists its product as uncharacterized. NCBI's taxonomy places the organism in Eukaryota, Fungi, Chytridiomycota, Chytridiomycetes, Rhizophydiales. Bases 1 to 237 code for a protein of 78 amino acids. The record is from RefSeq and is a predicted model, not a curated record. The transcript has a single exon.
AUGAUUGCCAACAACGCCAACCAGUUUGUUCUCUACACUCAGUUUGCUGCCGAUCCAACGUCUUCGAUUUUUUCACGUGGAGCUGAAUCGUCUCAUUUCACCAACGUAGCAGUUACCAACACCAUUGCUACUUCUAGCAAGCAGGACAGGUCUUCAAACUCUGCUAAAAUUAUGUCCCAGUUACAGACUAGCUCCAAUUUUGCACCCAACGUGAUCAGCACCAAUCGCUUUCUCUGA